Molecule: messenger RNA, 588 nt
Organism: Rangifer tarandus platyrhynchus (Svalbard reindeer)
Lineage: Eukaryota; Metazoa; Chordata; Mammalia; Artiodactyla; Cervidae
Source: the annotation of a GenBank genome assembly
AUGCUCGUCCUUCCUUCAGCGGGGAGGCGGGGGGUGGGGUUUGGCUUCCAGUUGAAGGGCCAAACAGCUAUAAUUUACAGAGGUCCCUAUUGUGUAAAAAUACCAGGGAAGGUGCCCCAGAGCUUCUGUCGAGCUUCUCUGGGGCAGCUUCCCGAGCUGGUGCCAGGUGGGGCCGGAGGGCAGUCACUGUGGCCAGAGAGGCCUGCGGUGCUCAGCGCUGCACGAAAAUUAUCAGAGAUUGUUACAGACGAUUGCUGUUCUCAAGGGUCUGGGGAAGGGGUGGCAGGCUCCAUGUCGGGCCGUGAAGGUGGCAAGAAGAAGCCCCUGAAGCAGCCAAAGAAGCAAGCCAAGGAGAUGGAUGAGGAAGAUAAGGCAUUCAAGCAAAAGCAGGAGGAGCAGGAGAAACUCCAGGAGCUAAAAGCAAAAGCCUUGGGGAAAGGCCCCCUGGCCACUGGUGGAAUCAAGAAAUCUGGCAAAAAGCACACGGCAGCAGCGUCCUCUUUGGACUUCAGGGAUUCCCUGUGGGACUUGCCAGCUGGUACCCAUCCCUGUGCCGCUGCGAAUAACGCUUCGGAGAGCCAGAACUAG